Messenger RNA from Cervus elaphus (red deer), 4185 nucleotides. RefSeq names its product ring finger protein 135 (gene RNF135). NCBI's taxonomy places the organism in Eukaryota, Metazoa, Chordata, Mammalia, Artiodactyla, Cervidae. Gene Ontology annotation, cellular component: cytoplasm. The transcript has 5 exons. Gene Ontology annotation, biological process: regulation of innate immune response. The record is from RefSeq and is a predicted model, not a curated record. Gene Ontology annotation, molecular function: protein binding; ubiquitin-protein transferase activity; ribonucleoprotein complex binding. The coding region runs from base 83 to 1345 and encodes 420 amino acids.
GAAGACGUAGCGGGGGCAGGCGGUCCCCACGUGGCCCCGACUUCCGCGCCCGAGCCACGGGGGCGGGGGCGGCCUGGGGACCAUGGCGGGCCUGGACGCGGGCGGGGCCGUCCCCGUGUGGCUGGCGGAGGAGGACUUGGGCUGCAUCAUCUGUCACGAUCUGCUGGCCUGGCCCGCCACGCUGCCCUGUGGCCACAGCUUCUGCCGCGACUGCCUGGUGGACCUGUGGGACGCGAGGCGCGGCCGGUUCUGCCCCACCUGCCGCGAGGGCGCCCCCGGGCCGCUGCAGCUGCGGAAGAACACCAUGCUGGAGGACCUGGCUGACAAGUACAGGCGGGCGGCGCGAGAGCUGGAGGCCCCGAGCCCGUACCCCGGCCCGGAGCCCGGCCCGGCAUCUCGCCCGGCGCCCGUACCCGGGCGCCCCACGGCGCAGCCGCGGGUGGAGGCAUCAAAGAGCAUCACAGAAGUUGACCAGGAGCUGGCAAAGCUGGUGGAACAGCUUAUAGAUAUUGUCAGGAACCUUCAGAGUCCGAGACAACGCCCUGAAUCUGAACCAGAUAAAGAAACUUUGUUGGAAGGGGUGGACGUUUCCUUGGCUUCUCCCAAACUGAGUUCCAGCCCACCUGAGCGAAAAAUGAAAGCUAUUCUCCAUGACUUAGAAGAGAUCCAAGAAAAAUUACGAGAAAACUUCACGCAGAAAGGGGCCUUUGAAGAACAAACACAGGUUGAACUCCCAGAAGUUCCAUCUUCUUCCUCAUGCCCACCGCCUGACCAGAGCCGCCUUGCACCCAAGAAGGCUUCCUCGUUUGCUCGAUGGGCCAUCAGUCCAACCUUUGAGCUUCGGAGCCUCUCCUGUAAUCUAGUGGUGUCCACGGACCUCCGGACAGUGACUGUGUCUGACUUCCCAAAGCUCAAUUCCUGGAGUCCUGAGAGGUUUGCCUCCAGCCAGGCCUUGUGUUCCCAGGCCCUCUCUUCCGGGCAGCAUUACUGGGAAGUGGACACUCAGCGUUGUAGCCACUGGGCAGUCGGGGUAGCUUCGCGGGGGAUGAGGCGUGACCAGAUCCUGGGAAGGACCACGGACUCCUGGUGUGUAGAGUGGAAAGGGACCAGCAAGCUCUCUGCAUGGUGCAUGGUCAAGGAAACUGUCCUCGGCUCAGACAGACCUAGUGUGGUGGGCAUCUGGCUGGACCUUGAGGAGGGAAAACUUGCCUUCUAUUCCAAGGCAGAUCAGGCGAAGCCUCUCUUUGAGUGCCCAAUCUCUGUCUCUUUUCCUCUACACCCUGCCUUCUGGCUGUAUGGCUUAUACCCUGGAAAUUCUCUGACUAUUAGGCAAAUGAAUGUGUAAACAUUCCCCGGGUGUUAAAGCACAUCGAUUUCUGGGUCUCUCUGACUUUUAGCAGGGUGGCAACUUAAGAAUCCCAUUUUCAGCACUUCCCUGGUGGUCCAGACGGUUAGGAAUCCACCUGCCAAUGCAGGGGACAUGGGUUCAGUCCCUGAUUCCAAAAGAUCCCACGUGCCACAGAGCAGCUAAGCCAGUGCGCCAUAUCUACUGAGUGCUGGAGCCGUGGAGCCCAUGCCCGGCAACGACAGAAGCCACCACAGGGAGAAGCCAGCACACCCCAAGGAAGAAUAACUCCCGCUCACCACAACCAGGGCCCUGCCCAGCCAAAAAUAAUUUUUAAAAAUAAAGGAAUCGCAAACAAAUAAGGAAUGAACUUUCAAAGUUGAGGGAUGCAAAGUAACUGUUUAACUUGGCUAACUUGCAUUGUUCAAACCCUCCUGGUCCAAAGAAAGGACAGGCUCUUGAGUAGGAGAUAAUAUCUAAGCCCUUGGAAGCUCCUGCCUGAUAAGACUGUCUUUAUCGGAGGCCCUUGGGCCACUCAGUAUCAGCUCGAUCUCUGGAGGAGCUGGAAACUAAGAUCAGCCAUAUGAGCAGUGAUUCUGCCUACAAAAUAAAGUGACUCAGUGUCCGACUCUUUGCGACCCUGUGGACUAUAGCCUGCCAGGCUCCUCCACCCAUCGGAUUUUCCAGGCAAGAAUGCUGGAGUGGGUUGCCAUUUCCUUCUCCAGGGAAUCUUCCUGACCCAGAGAUUGAACCCAGGUCUCCCUCAUUGCAGGCAGACUCUUGAUCAUCUGAGCCACCGGAGAAUCUGCCUACCAUGGGCCAAUCAAGGCUUUGGACACUGAGUCUUGGAUGUGCUUCCCUCGUUGGCAGUAUUCCGUGUGUGUUGUCACACAUCAUGCUGGGAGAAUUAAGCAAUGACCCUAUAAUGAGAGGGCCUUUUUCCAUGUCUGAUUUUAACCUAUAUCCUUUCAUUGUAAUAAACUGUAGUCACAAGUAUAGCAGCUUUGCUGAAUUCUGUGAGUCCUUCUAGUGAAUCACUGACAAUGAGAUUGAUUUUGGGGGUCCUCCUCCCCACCCACAGGGGGCAUGCUGUCAGGCAUGUGUAAUGUUAUUAGCACACAUUCAGUGGCUUCAAACAACACACAUUUACAAUCUCAAGGCUUCUAUGGGCCAGAGUCAGGGUACAGCUUAGCUGAGGCUUCUGUUCUGGAGUCUUGAAAGCUGCAGUCGGAGUGUGAACUGGGGCCGGGUGACGUGGAGGCUCCCCUGGGGAAGGACUUGCUUCCAAACUCACGUGGUUGUUGGCAGUAUUCAGUUCCUUGUGGGUUUUCAGACCGAGGACCCCAGUUCCUUACCCAGUGGGCCUCUGCAACGUAGCUGCUUACUUCAUCAAAGCCACAGAGGGAGAUCAAGUCUCCCAAAAGGUGGACAUUCAAUCUUUUAACAACUUUAAUUUUUUUAAAAAUCGUUAACUUUUAAUGGAAGAGUAGUUGCUUUAUAAUACUGGUUCGGUUUCUGCCAUACAUUCAAGGGGGGGGGGGGGCAUCUAUAUACCUGUGGCUAGUUCAUGUUGGUGUGUGAUAAAAAUGUUUUUUAAUUUAUUUAGUUUUGGCCAUGCUGCAUGCGGGCUUUCUCCAGCUGCGGUGCGCAGGCUUCUCAUGCAGUGGCUUCUCUUGUGGAGCACGGGCUCUCGAGCACAGGUUCAGUAGUUGUGGUUCAGGGGCUGAGUUGCCUCAUGAAUUGUGGGAUCUUCCCAGACCAAGGGAUCAAACCAGUGUCUUCUGAGUUGGCAGGUAAAUUCUUAAUCUCUGGACCACCAGGUCAGUCCCGACAUUAAAUCUUCUGUAAUGUAACCACACGGACAUAUAACCAACGCAUCCCUUCACCUUUGCCUUUUUCUGUUGAUUAGAAGCAAGUCACGGGACCUGCCCACAUUUAGGGGUGGGGAUUCACAAGAGCAUGAAUACCAGGAAGUGCGGGGGCGGGUCCUUACAGUCUGGCCAGCACAUGGUAUCAUCUCAUACUUGAUUUCCCCCAUUUCUUUAGAACCAUUUUAGCCCAUAACAGAACAGAUAGAGAAAACUACACAAAACGCAUGUGCAGCGUAAGGAAUAAUCAUUAUUGUUAUUAAGCACCCUUUACACUUCAGGUCAAGAAAUAAAACCCUGCUACCAACCCCAGAGGCUCUUUCCCCAUUCCAGUUACAAAACCCUCUCUCCACCUAAAAGGCAUCUUGACUUUUACAGUAAUCACUUGCUUGCAUUUCUUUAGAGUUUUAGCACCCAAACAUGCAUCUUUAGCACAAACUCAAAGAAAAAACAAAAAACAAACCCUGAUAUAUCUUAACAGCUUUGUUGAGAUAUAAUUUGCGCACUAUAAAAUUCACCUAUUUAACGUGUACAAAUCAAUGUGUUUUAGUAUAUUUAGAGCUGUGAAACCAUCACCAUAAUCUAAUUUUAGAACAUUUUCAUCACUCCCCAUAGAAAGAACCCUCAUACCUAUUAACAUUUGCUAUGUCUUUGAAGUCACCUGAUCUACAGCCUUCCCCUCCCUUUCUUCGCCUUACAAUCCAUCUGUAGGCCCCCAGGUUGCAUGAGCACCUGCUGGAGAGAUGGAAUCCAGCUCUGCUGGGCUGGGUUGAACAGAAAGUCUUGCUACACAAACCAGCCAGGUGACCUCUGACAGUGCAUUUCGCCUCUUUGUCUUUCCUCUGUAAAAUGGAAAUCAUUAUUAUUGGCCCUUCCUUCUGUUCCUCGAAGUGUUGCAAAAGAAUUAAAGUUACAGGUGAAGACGUUGGAAGAAUGCCAGGGUGGUUAUAAACACGGCAACAAUGACAGAAC